Molecule: messenger RNA, 1022 nt
Organism: Anoplophora glabripennis (Asian longhorned beetle)
Lineage: Eukaryota; Metazoa; Arthropoda; Insecta; Coleoptera; Cerambycidae
Product: farnesol dehydrogenase-like
Exons: 4
Coding region: 150-917 (255 amino acids)
Molecular function (GO): oxidoreductase activity
Source: RefSeq, a predicted model, not a curated record
AAACUGAGAUUAAAAUUAUUUCGCAACACGUAAUCUAAAAAAUUAUCCGCACUUUCGCAAUUUUAGCUCGUGCUAUUAUUAUAUAAAUAAAAGCAAAGUAUACUUUUCUGAUCAGCGACGUGUAUUAUACUUGUGAAAUUCCCUCUACAAUGGUGCUGUCUAUGAGUCGUUGGGUUGGUAAGGUGGCCGUAGUCACCGGUGCUGGUUCCGGUAUGGGAGCUGCUAUCACAGAGGCGUUGGUGGAACAGGGGCUUAAGGUUGCAGCACUGGACCGAAGAAAAGACCGCUUGGAGGCUUUGGCCAGUAAGCUCUCUGACAAAAAAGGUAAAAUAUACCCCGUCAAAACGGACGUAACUAAAGAAGAAGACAUUUUGAACGCCUUCAAAUGGAUUAAAGAAAACCUGGGCCCGGUACAUAUUCUAGUCAACGAUGCUGGUAUACUUGGACAUACAAAACUCGCAGAUGGAGACACUGAAAUUUGGAGAAACUCCCUCGACGUCAACGUCCUCGGUUUGUCCAUAGCUACGAGGGAAGCUGUAAGAGAUAUGAGAGCAAACAAAGUAGAUGGUCACAUAAUACACAUCAAUAGUAUCUUGGGGCAUCAAGUUCUCGAUUUCACGGGAAUGAACGUAUAUCCUGCCUGUAAAUUUGCAGUGACAGCCUUGGCAGAGACUUUGAGACUGGAGCUUCUCAAUUCGAAGUCAAAAAUAAAGAUUACGAGCAUCAGUCCUGGACCUGCAAACACGAAUUUGGUACCAGAUUUCAAGAAUACUGAGACAUUUAAAAGGUAUAUUCAUGACAAAAUGGUAAUCGAACCUGAGAAUAUCGCCGAUGCCACUAUUUAUGCCCUAUCGACACCUCCUCACGUACAGAUCCAACAAUUGACAGUGCGAUCCGUUAUUGAAGCUACUUUUUAAAAAAUCUUGAAAAGAAAUACUUGACAGAAAAUUUUUGUCAUUACCAAUUAAAUAUCUGUUUAUAGUGAAUUUUUUGAGGUAUUAAAGUUUCCAAAGAUUGCCUUA